This is a messenger RNA of Leptinotarsa decemlineata (Colorado potato beetle), 494 nucleotides long. RefSeq names its product glutathione S-transferase 1. The record is from RefSeq and is a predicted model, not a curated record. Gene Ontology annotation, biological process: glutathione metabolic process. Gene Ontology annotation, molecular function: glutathione transferase activity. NCBI's taxonomy places the organism in Eukaryota, Metazoa, Arthropoda, Insecta, Coleoptera, Chrysomelidae.
GUGAAACCGCGGAUAAAAGUUUGAACUGCCGGCAACGAGCACACAUUUCAUUCAAUCACAAUUUUCGAUUAGUGUGAGUUGAUCGUGUGAUUAUUGAAACUUGCUGCAUCAAGAUGGGUAUUGAUUUCUACUACGUUCCCGGAAGUGCACCUUGCAGAAAUGUUCUUCUCGCGGCAAAAGCCAUCGGAGUAGAAUUGAAUCUAAAACUAACAGAUUUGAUGAAAGGAGAUCACUUGACUCCUGAAUUCAUCAAGAUAAAUCCUCAACAUACAAUACCAACAUUGAACGACAAUGGUUUCGCCCUUUGGGAAAGCAGGGCUAUUAUGACCUAUCUGCAGGAACAGUAUGGCAAAGAUGACAGCCUUUAUCCUAAGGAUCCCAAGAAGAGAGCUCUGGUAGACCAGAGAUUGUACUUCGACAUUGGAACGUUGUACUCCAGAUUUGCUGACUACUAUGUGAGUAUUUUAGUAAUGAUGGUCAAAAAAUUUGGCUAA